CUCGCGCUAUCUUCACUGGCGUCGGCGGCCCCGUCCGUCUCCCCAAAUGCCUUGCGCGUCUAAAUUUAGAGCGUUACGCAACAAAAAGGUUGCAUCAUCGGGUAACACACUUUCUGGAUUGGCUCGCUUUCCCUCAGCCCUUUUCAUUUGCUAAAGAUGUUUGUUUGUCAGCCUCAAGCAAAGGUCACAAGUAGAGGACGCCAUUGUUUUUAUUGAUUCACUUGCCAUUUGUCAUCUCGGGCGGGACAGAGGACAGACGGGACACUUGGCGGACUGACUUGUCGAGCGAGCGCUAUUUGGAGGCGCGAAUGGCGUAGGUUGGAACCAAAGAGCCUUUGAGCGACUGCCGCUUUGGUGCCGAGCUACGAGGAGGGAGGGCCAGCUCGGGGGAAGCGAGCGGUGGGGGGCUUCAGGUGUAGCUUUUGCUCGUCAAGUGCGGGACAGACACACCGCCAGAGGUCUACGGAGACCAGGCACAUGUCCAGCCCAGGCAGACGAGCGGUCCAAAGGGCCCAGCCAGGCAGAUGAGCGGUCCAGAGGGCGAGGCCAGCUCAAAAAAUGUGUCACAUCUCAACAGGUGCAAGUUGCAAAAAACAAAGCCAAAAGCCAAAAGCCAAAAGCCAACAGCCAACAGCCAAAAGCCUCACACGCACCAGCCUGCUUCUGCACAAACGCUGGGCAAGCGACACUCCCUUGCGCAGCCACGUAAAGCCUCGGGUGCCGAUCCGUAUUCUGCUCCUCUGGAGCCAACGCGCACGUUUGCGGCGUCCGGGACGAGACGGGAAGGCGUCCACGACAGGCGCGUGACCUACUCGAGUUGCCCGACUUGCUACAAGCUAGAGAAGUCAAAUGACUUUUGGACCUUCUUGCUUUUAUUGCACGGACAGCACGAGGGACUCGCUGGGCACCGACGUCGCCGAGCGUGUGCGGGGAGUCACCGGUUCGGUGUCUUGUCUCCCCGCCAGAUCGUCCAAAUGAAUCCCAUGACUCAGCUCUACUACAAGAAGGCGACGUACUCGCCGUACCGCGACCGCAUCCCGCUGCAGAUCGUGCGGGCCGAGGUGGAGCUGUCGGCAGAGGAACGCGCCUACCUGACGGCGGUGGAGAAGGGCGACUACGCCGGCGUCAAACACGCGCUCCGUGAGGCCGAAGUCUACUACAACAUGGACGUCAACUGUCUGGACCCACUGGGCCGCAGCGCACUGCUCAUCGCCAUCGAGAACGAGAACCUGGAGAUCAUGGAGCUGCUCCUGGAUCACGGCAUCCACACCGGCGAUGCCCUGCUCUACGCCAUCCGCAAGGAGGUGGUGGGCGCCGUGGAGCUGCUGCUGUCGCACCGCCGGCCCAGCGGCGAGAAACAGGUUCCCUCGCUGAUGAUGGACAGCCAGUUUUCGGAGUUCACCCCCGACAUCACUCCCAUCAUGUUGGCCGCGCACACCAACAACUACGAGAUCAUCAAGCUGCUGGUGCAGAGGAAGGUGACCAUUCCCAGGCCGCACCAGAUCCGAUGCGACUGCGUGGAGUGCGUCUCCAGUUCGGAGGUGGACAGCCUGAGGCACUCGCGCUCUCGACUCAACAUCUACAAGGCCUUGGCGUCGCCGUCGCUCAUUGCGCUGUCCAGCGAGGACCCCAUCCUGACCGCCUUCCGACUGGGCUGGGAACUGAAGGAACUCAGCAAGGUGGAGAACGAGUUCCGCCAGGAGUACGAGGAGCUGUCGCAACAGUGCAAGCGUUUUGCCAAAGACCUUCUGGACCAGGCCAGGAGUUCCAGAGAGCUGGAGACCAUCUUGAACCACCGGGACAGCGACCAGAGCGAGGAGCUGGACCCCCGACAGUGCCACGACCUGGCCAAGCUCAAGCUGGCCAUCAAAUACCACCAAAAGGAGUUUGUGGCGCAACCCAACUGCCAGCAGCUGUUGGCGACACUGUGGUACGACGGCUUCCCGGGCUGGAGGCGGCGCCACUGGGCGGUCAAGCUGGUCACCUGCUUCAUCAUCGGACUCCUGUUUCCCGUCUUCUCGUUGAUCUACCUGUUGGCUCCCAAAGGCGCGCUGGGGCGCUUCAUCAAGAAGCCCUUCAUCAAGUUCAUCUGUCACACGGCGUCCUACCUGACCUUCCUCUUCCUGCUCCUGCUGGCCUCGCAGCACAUCGCCCGCACCAACCUGCACAUGCAGGGCCCGCCGCCCACCGUGGUGGAGUGGAUGAUUCUGCCGUGGGUGCUGGGAUUCAUCUGGGCAGAGAUCAAAGAGAUGUGGGACGGAGGCUUCACAGAGUACAUCCACGACUGGUGGAACCUGAUGGACUUUGCCAUGAACUCCCUCUACCUGGCCACCAUCUCACUGAAGAUCGUGGCCUACGUCAAGUACAACUCAUCUCGGCCCCGGGAGGAGUGGGAGAUGUGGCACCCGACGCUCAUCGCAGAGGCUCUGUUCGCCAUCGCCAACAUCUUCAGCUCGCUGCGACUCAUCUCGCUCUUCACCGCCAACUCGCACCUCGGGCCCCUGCAGAUCUCCCUGGGCAGGAUGCUGCUGGACAUCCUCAAGUUCCUCUUCAUCUACUGCCUGGUGCUGCUCGCCUUCGCCAACGGCCUGAACCAGCUCUACUUCUACUACGAGACCACGGCCUCGGAAGAGCCCAACAACUGCAAGGGCAUCCGCUGCGAGCGUCAGAACAACGCCUUCUCCACGCUCUUUGAGACUCUGCAGUCGCUCUUCUGGUCAAUAUUCGGUCUGCUCAACCUCUACGUCACCAACGUGAAAGCCCGCCACGAGUUCACUGAGUUUGUGGGCGCCACCAUGUUUGGGACGUACAACGUGAUCUCGCUGGUGGUUCUCCUCAACAUGCUCAUCGCCAUGAUGAACAACUCGUACCAGCUCAUCGCCGACCACGCUGACAUUGAGUGGAAGUUUGCUCGCACAAAGCUGUGGAUGAGCUACUUUGACGAAGGAGGAACGUUGCCGCCCCCGUUCAACAUCGUUCCCAGCCCCAAGUCCGUCUGGUACCUGCUCAUGUGGCUCCACAACAAGCUGUGCGGCCGAGGCCGGCCGCACGGGGAUGACCCCCACAAGUGCGAGAACCUGCGAGAGUUCACGGAGCGUCACGCCGACAGUCUGAUACAGAACCAGCAUUACCAGGAGGUGAUCCGAAGCCUGGUGAAGAGAUACGUGGCUGCCAUGAUCCGCAGCGCCAAGACGGACGAGGGCCUGACGGAGGAGAACUUCAAGGAGCUCAAGCAGGACAUCUCCAGUUUCCGUUACGAGGUCCUGGAUCUCCUGGGCAACCGGCGUCCUCCUCGCCGACACUACUCCUCCUCCAGCGACAUGGCACGAGACGACGGCGGCGGCGGCGGCGGCGACGUGGCCUCGGAGGACGACAGCGAGCCGGGCGACCGGAGGGCAAAGGGCGUCAGCUUCACCGUGCCGCUGGAGGAGGAGGACGAUUGCCGGCCGGCGCCCGCGCUCGGCGUCUCCGCCUUGGUACGCUCCAUUUCCGGGAUGAGCCGGGUGGGGGAGGGGGGGCAGGAGGAGGAGGAGGGCCUGGCGGCGGAGGAGGAGGAAGAGAAACCCAAGAGCAACGGACUAAAGACCGCGGCGCUCCCGCCUUCCGGCACCCUAGCGUCGCCGUGGUUCUCGUCCUCGCUCUCCACCUCGCUGGCUCGCACCAAGAGCCGGCUGCAGGGUCUGCCAGUGGCGGCCAAGACGGACUCCUUCAAACGCCUCUCGGUGCUCUUCUCCCGCUCCAAGCGCUCGGCCCUGCCCCUGCGCUCGCUGCCCCUGCGCUCGCCGCCCUCCUACACCAUCUCCGACGGGCUGCUCCUCCCGCGGGGGGGCCGCUCCGACUCGGGACCGGAGCGCGUGAGCCAGACCCGUCUGAACCGGGUGGGCCGAACAAACGGACGCGACGCGCUCCUGACGCUGCCCCCGCCUCCGCCUUGUCCCUGCCAGUCGCUGCACUGCGCGUCCAACAUGUCCGAGUCCAGCUCGCGUCUUUUGGACUCCAGCGAGGACAUUUUCCAAAGUGGCGGCGGCAGCGGCGGAGUGGAGGCGGCGGGCGACGGGGGUGGCAGCGGAGGGCUGAUGAUGAUGAUGGGCGGCUGGGUGGGACCCUGCGACGACGUCGCGGAGGACGGCCCCGAGGUCGCGGAGGACUCGGUCAGCACGCAGCUCUAGAACCGGGACGGACGGGGCUUUUGUUUCUUUUCCGCUCUGAUGGCCGACGCUGGAUUUGCGAGUGCCCGCUUCCCGUUUGGCAGUGAUCAGCGCGAUGUUGAGCGAGGCGCCCGCGCGCACGUCAGACACGCUCGCAGCGCGCUGCUUUUUCCCUCGUCUGCCUGCGGCGGGUGUUUUGCCGACGCCUUUCUCUGCGUACUUUGACGAUCGCCGAUCCGAUCUUUUGCUGCCACGGACAGAUGUCACGCAAGUCUGAGCGACUCCAAUAUGGGAAUCCACGCAAUUUGCGCUUUUCUUUUGUUUUCUCUGAAGCCCAAACGAUCGGGCCUUUGCGAGAAGCCGUCGUUUUGCCCCGGUUUGUGCGUUUGCCGUCCGUCUCGGGCAGUCCCGAAAAAGUCCCGCGAGGGAGCUCCGCGAAGCGUGCAUGUUUCACCGACGCUCGCGAGGUCGCUUGGCAUUGUUUGGCGGGCACGGAAGACUCGAAAUGGGCACGAAAGGCCGGCGCGUUUCAAAAGGAAGGCGGCCAUGUUUUUUAAAGCCAGCGCAAGAGCAAGCGAGCCGUUCACCGACUUGCUAAUUGUGCACGUGCUCGCUCAAUCGUCUUUUCUUGGUUUGGGCGGCUCGCUCAUGUUUCCCUUUGCUAAACGGCGGCGCAUCCCUCCCUCCCUCCAUCCAUCCCUCCAUCCCUCCCUCCCUCCAUCCAUCCAACCAACACCCAUGACCCGAGCCGAGAGCUUUUUUAGGAAGGUGCGCCGUAUCCACCGUAACGACCAGGACGGGGCCGUUUUCCCUUUAAGCACUUUGGCGACCGCCAGUACCUGGACCACUUUGAACGUAGCCCCAAGAGACAAAAGGAGAAGGAGAAAGGAAGCCCUCAAGCAUCUUGCCAAGGAACCACCUUCUACCCCACUUAUGCCAGUAAUAAUGACGCUAAUCAUCACAAUAAUAAUAAUAAUAAUAACAACAACAAUAAGAGGCCUCUGGGUCUGGUUUGCUUCUUUGCCUCCAAGAUUCAGUUCUUCCUUGACUUUGUCCCACUUGGAGCUGCUCAAUAAAUCCACCGUGUUGGACUUGGACAGGAAGUGACGGUGCUGACGCACGCGCAGCCGCUGGAUGGACGCACGCACGGGCAGCCACCGCCACCAGAGACUUUUUGUUUUUUUAUUAUAUUUUCGUUUUUGGGCGACUCAUGGAAAACAUUUCCCUUGUUUCAAUGUUUUUACCAGUCCAGCAGCACGGGCACACCGACUUAGUAGGCAUGUUUGAUCAAUGGCAUUACAACACACACGCGCAUGCGCGCGCGCACACACGCACACAGUGUUUCUGCCGCAUCGCAACGAUACGGUUUGACGAUCAAUCAAUCGGACCUUGACAAUCACCAUAAGGACCGGCGAGCCAACAUCACGCCUCUUAAAAAAAACAUAGAAUCCCCCCACACCAAUGAAUUCUCAACACAAUUAUUGACAAGUAUUGAUCAGCUCCUUUCAUCAGUGAACGCAAGUUCAGAUAAAUCGUUCGGAUGGGCCAAUAUCAAUAAUGGCAGACUGACUCCCUGAGGCAUGUGUGCGUGUGUGUGAGUGGGGCUCAUCAGCCUUUCGAGACAAGACUUAUCUCCUCCAGUCACACACACACACAAGUGAGCAGGCAUGCAAACACACAUUUAGACAGCAGUGUCUCUUGACAGAGCGGUUUCAUCAUGAUUUAUUUACACAAAUACAUGUGUGGCCACUGUCAUGCACACACAACACACACACACACACACACACACAGACAAUACCACUACAAGAUUUAUGUUCCUACAACAGGAAAAACAAGGACAAACUCACAGGGGACACUAAUAACCACAAAGUGUGUGUGUGUGUCUGUGUGCGCGCGUGCGUGCAUGGAUACAGGAGGCUUACUACAAAUGAUUCCGUAGUGCGGCAUUUUAAGCGGCACUUCAGGUGUCAAAAAAAUUGUUGUCCAACAGAAUAGCUCUCGGACAGACAGGUCCGCCCGGGCGGACAUGCACGCCCGCCCGCCCGCACGCACACAGAGGACAGGUCGCCCUCUUCACCCUCCACGCAGAUUUUCAGCUUUGACACUGGGAGGGGAUUUUACCCCGUGAAUGAAUGUACAAUUGAGUUUUUUUUUUGCAGAAGCUGCCGCACGUUGUUAAUUCUUGAAUAAAGGCAUCAUU
Molecule: messenger RNA, 6348 nt
Organism: Syngnathus typhle (broad-nosed pipefish)
Lineage: Eukaryota; Metazoa; Chordata; Actinopteri; Syngnathiformes; Syngnathidae
Gene: trpc5a
Product: transient receptor potential cation channel, subfamily C, member 5a
Exons: 16
Coding region: 525-4169 (1214 amino acids)
Biological process (GO): regulation of cytosolic calcium ion concentration; calcium ion transmembrane transport; manganese ion transport
Cellular component (GO): membrane; cation channel complex
Molecular function (GO): store-operated calcium channel activity; protein binding; inositol 1,4,5 trisphosphate binding
Source: RefSeq, a predicted model, not a curated record